Messenger RNA from Sinocyclocheilus rhinocerous, 312 nucleotides. Its product is annotated as tau-tubulin kinase 1-like. Lineage: Eukaryota; Metazoa; Chordata; Actinopteri; Cypriniformes; Cyprinidae. The annotation marks the transcript as partial. The record is from RefSeq and is a predicted model, not a curated record. The transcript has 3 exons.
CAGGAAAUGGGUCGUCAUGAUGAUUUGUGGUCAUUGUUUUAUAUGCUGGUGGAGUUUACUGUUGGACAAUUACCAUGGCGUAAGAUAAAAGAUAAGGAGCAGGUGGGACAGAUUAAAGAGCGCUACGAGCACAGGAUGCUGUUGAAACAUAUGCCUGCUGAGUUUCAUAUCUUCUAUGACCAUGUGCUGGAUUUAGAUUACUACACCAAACCUGAUUAUCAGUUGCUAAUGUCAGUAUUUGAGAACAGCAUGAAAGAGAGGGUGAUAACAGAAAACGAGCCUUAUGACUGGGAAAAAUCUGGAACAGAUACG